Molecule: messenger RNA, 3486 nt
Organism: Fusarium poae
Lineage: Eukaryota; Fungi; Ascomycota; Sordariomycetes; Hypocreales; Nectriaceae
Exons: 3
Coding region: 1-3486 (1161 amino acids)
Biological process (GO): DNA repair; proteasome-mediated ubiquitin-dependent protein catabolic process
Cellular component (GO): site of double-strand break; nucleus
Molecular function (GO): protein binding; nucleic acid binding
Source: RefSeq, a predicted model, not a curated record
AUGGCAUACGUUGCGCCUAUCCAUCGCGCCACAAGCAUCCGCCAUGCGCUUCGAGCUAAUGUGCUUGAUCCCGAUAUCGAUGAUUUGAUUGUAGCCAAAGCGAAUCGACUCGAGAUAUGGCGCCUCACAGAGGAAGGGCUGGUAUGCCAACAGACAAAGCUUGUCCAUGGCACAAUAUCGAUGUUACAACGUUUACGACCUAAAGGAUCUGAGACCGACCUGCUGUUCGUUGGAACCGACAGGCUCCAAUAUUUCAAUUUGAUCUGGAACGACGCAACAAAGCAAUUGGAAACCAUCGAGCGAGUGAUUGAGGAUUUGGCAGAGCCAUACAUGCGCCAGUCGCAAAGCCAAAACAAAUGUCUAGUAGAUCCGACUGGACGGUUCUUAGCAAUGCAUCUUUGGGAAGGAGUACUGAAUGUCUUUAAACUUCCUACACGCAAGGGCUCUACCAACAAAUUGGAAGUGCUUGACCAAGUCAGACUCACCGAGUUGUUCAUGAAAGCGAGCACUUUCACCUACAGCUACACUAACCAUCCAACCAUCGCAUUCCUAUACAAAACACAAAUGGAUCAGGAAGAAACUCGGCUGGUCAUAUAUAGGUUAACUCAUGACGACAAGGGAAACACAGUGUCCAAGUUCGAUCCACAUAAAGACAGGGAACUCGACGUCGAGAUUCCCGACCCCUACGCCUCCAUGCUUAUUCCCGUCCCCUUGGAUGAAGAAAAGCGCUAUCAUGUACGAAAUAAGGAGGGAGCCAAACCACACUUAGGUGGUCUUCUCGUUAUCGGAGAGACUCUCCUUACAUAUUACGAUGGCCAAACUCACAGGAGUGUGUCCGCAGGUCUGAAGGAUCCCAGAAUCUUCGUAGCCUGGGCAGAAUACGACAGCACCCGUUAUUUGUUAGCAGACGACUAUGGACGACUCGACCUAUUGACCAUUCGGACGAAUCUAGAACCAACCGGCGUUGUCGUGAUAGGUAUGGUCCUCGAACCAUUUGAAUAUGGCAAUUCUCCUGUCAUCACUUCGAGAGCAUCCAGCCUGGUUUACCUUGGCGAUGGGACUCUUUUUGUUGCUUCUCAUCACGGCGAUUCCCAGCUUUACCAGAUCAAUAUCGAAACCAAAACAGUCAUGUUGGUGCAAACUUUCUUAAACAACGCCCCAAUCCUGGACUUCGCCAUCAUGGACAUGGGUAAUCGGGAAGGUGAUACGCAGGCUGGUAAUGUCUUCUCGUCUGGCCAGUCAAGAAUUGUAGCAGGUUGUGGUGCGUACCAUGAUGGUACUCUGCGAAGUAUUCGAAGUGGUGUCGGUCUUGAAGACAGGGGUGUUCUUGAUGAGUUAGAGGGAACCAGGGGCUUGUUCACUCUUCACUCUUAUGGCUCUGACAUGAUCGAUACUUUGGUUGUGUCGUCCAUCACCGAAACAAGAAUUCUCAGUUUUGACCCUGAAGGAGGCAUUGAAGAGGUUUACUCCUAUCAGGGGAUGUCGUUGGAUAGGGAGACGCUGCUGGCAUCAAACCUUUCCAGCGGACAACUACUUCAGAUCACACCCAAGUCGGUUGUCUUACUCGACCCUGAGGGCGGCACAACAAUCAGCAAGUGGGAUGUACCAAGUGGGAAAAUAAUCACAAGAGCAUCGGCGAACAGCAAAUGGGCUUUGCUGUCGGUUGACGGAACCUCUCUUGUUUCAUUGAAUCUACUAGAGAAUUUGGCAGUCAAUGCACAACAAAUCAACGACAGCGAUACUUCGCAACCUGACCAGAUAUCAUGUAUUCAUGCUGCCAGAGAUUCCCCAGAUCUUGGAGUAGUAGGCUGGUGGUCUUCAGGUCAAAUAUCACUAAUCGACAUGGCUUCACUAAAGCCUCUACACGGAGAGUCUAUGAGGCAGACCGAAGAUAGCGCCACAGUCCCGCGUGAUGUCGCGCUUGUUCAACUACAUCCCCCUGACAUUUCGGGCCCAACGCUUUUAGUUGCAAUGGAGGAUGGAAAUGUCGUCACCUUCAAUGUGUCUACCAAAGGUUUCUCCGUCUCUGGUCGCAAGAGUGUGACAUUGGGUAGCAACCCGGCUCGCCUUCACAUACUCCCCCAAGAAGAUGGCACGUCAAAUGUAUUUGUGACCACUGAGCAUGCAAGUCUCAUCUAUAGUUCGGAGGGGCGAGUCAUAUUCUCGGCCACAACCGCCGACGAUGCCACUUUUGUUGCGCCCUUUAACUCUCAUGCUUUCCCGGACUCUGUGGUUCUGUCGACAGACCAGCAUAUUAGGAUUUGUCAUGUUGAUCGGGAGCGUCUGACCCAUGUGAAGCCCCUCCCUUUUAAUGAGACUGUCAGGCGAGUGGCAUACUCUCCAGGACUCAAAGCCUUUGGCCUGGGCUCUAUUAGAAGAGAAUUGGUCAACAAUGAGGAAGUUGUUACAAGUUCAUUCAGGCUUGUUGACGAGAUAGUCUUUAAAGAACUUGGAUCGCCAUUCCCUUUGAAUGGUUCAAGUACUUUGGAACUCGUGGAGUGUGUUAUCCGAGCCGAGCUACCUGAUGUUGGUGGAACCCCAACCGAGAGGUUCAUCGUUGGUACAAGUUUUAUCAGCGAUGGCGGAGUGGAAGAUCCAAGUGGCACCCUCGGACGUAUCCUGGUCCUUGGUGUUGACGCAAAUCGUCAAGUGUACCAGAUCGUAUCCCAUAAUCUAAAAGGCCCUUGCCGCUGCUUAGGGAUGAUUGGAGACAACAUCGUAGCUGGGCUGUCCAAGACAGUUGUGGUGUACAGCUUCUCACAGGAGACAAGCAGCUCUGGUUCACUGCAAAAACUUGCUGCUUACCGUCCAGCUGCUAUUCCUAUUGAUAUAGAUGUAUCAGGAAAUAUGAUCGGUGUAGGCGAUCUAAUGCAAUCACUGUCUUUGGUUGAAUUCAUUCCGGCACAGGACGGCAACAAAGCGCAACUACAAGAACGAGCAAGGCAUUUCGAGUCACUCUGGACCACUGCAGUCUGUCAUAUCGAAGGGGAAAGGUGGCUAGAGGCGGAUUCUCGAGGCAAUCUUGUUGUUCUUCAACGAAAUGUGGAUGCGCCGACAGAACAAGACCGCCACCGAUUGGAAAUCACAAGUGAGAUGGGCAUUGGGGAACAAAUCAAUCGUAUUCGAAAGCUCAAUGUUCCAGCAGCAGAGAAUAACAUAGUGCAUCCUCGAGCAUUCCUUGCAUCGGCUGAAGGCUCGCUGUACCUUUAUGGCGAUAUUGCGUCUCAAUAUCAGGAUCUAUUGAUGACAUUCCAGUCCAGGAUGGAAGAGUUUGUUCUUGCUUUAGGCAACGUUGAAUUCAAGCUGUGGCGUUCUUUCCGCAACGACAACAGAGAGAGCGAAGGUCCUUAUCGCUUUAUAGACGGAGAGAUGAUCGAGAGGUUCUUAGACAUGGACGAAGAGCAACAACAGCUGGUCUGUGACGGACUUGGGCCGACUGUUGAAGACAUGCGGAACCUGAUCGAAGAGCUGAGACGGAUGCAUUAA